GCGAGAAGUAAUAAAACGAACAGGAGCAGUUACAAGUGCCCAAGCGACCAUGUUUUCCCGUAAGGAGUUGCUUUACCUUAGGGCGUUAAUUUUCGCCACGUUGCUGCACCUCAGCAGCGCACUGCAGCUGGAAGGGCUCUCGACAAAGAAACCACGGAUUACAAAGUACACCAUGAAGCCCACGUCCAGUUCGGCCACUGCUGUACCGUCGUCUCUGUCGCUGUACCGCCUGAAUGGAGCGAGUGGCGCAACGUGCAUACUGAUUCAGACCGAUGCCUUGCUGAGCAUUCAGUACCGUGAUAAGUACAAUGAGGAUAAGGAGGCCGAUUCAUUCCUUCCGGACCAAAUGGACAUAUCCGGCGAAUGCUGGGAGGAUGAAUCACGCAUCACGAUGUCAUGGAAGGGUUUCACCGUUAACAUCUACUUCUCGAAAACGCCGGGCGGUGAGCGUUGGUACGUGAACAGUGUCGAUCUGGCGUACUCGUCGUCGAACAAGCUGUUCGAGCACAUUGACCGCCCUGGGUUGGAUGUGAAGCUGUCCACCCCACCGGGCACGCUGCUCUUCCCGACGCCGGUCGGUAAGUCGUACACCUGCGACAACGAGGUCACGAUCACGAUGUUCGCCCAGGACGAAAACGACAAGUCGGGCCAUCUGGCCAAGCUGUAUCUGCGCGAGCUCCGGAUGCAAAGCUUCAUGUACAAGGCGGGCAAUGCCUGGGGUCCAACGUUCCAGUGCAGCGCUACCGGCACGUACCGUGAUGAAACCGCUCCGAUAGCGGUCGGUUCUACGUUGGCCGUUGCUACCGUGUGCACCGUUGUUGGAUACGGCCUGUGGAGAUACUUCAAAGUUAAGAAGUUCCAGUACGGCACUAUGGCUUAAGGCGUUCGGCGUCAAUAGCGAGACGGCGACUAUGGGUGAGACUGUUCUAUCGUGGCCAAAGCUGUAGAACGGAUGCAAAACAACCAGCAAGAGCACACUUAUUUGAUGGAAUUACGCGAAAAAGGGUCAGUUAAAAGGAGUCCUUUUUUACCCAACAUCCACACUCUUCAACACAAAUCCACAAACAUUGAGGAAUCGCUUUUAAAUCCGAUACUGGUUUUAAUUUUUGAAAGUUGAAACACGAACAAAACAAUCUGAACUAAACCGCCACCCAAGUAAACAUACAAAAGGAAAACAUUUAAGUAAGUCUUAACAGCUCUACAGUGCAAGCGAUAUAUUUACUGUGUUUUAGGCAUAAACAAACGCGAACAGUUAUAACUACAUUAACAAAAUAUAUAUAUAUAUACACACACGUAGGUAUGUGAGCAUACAAAUCGUAAAAAAAGGAUAAUUAACGAAACAAGCAAGGUACGGGGAGAAUUGAACCACACAAAACGCAAGGAUAAGAAUGGAAAGGUUAGAACGGGGUUACAGAAUUAUAUACACGUACGGAAAGGAACGGGAAAACGCAUAAAAAGCAAACGGCUAGCGCGGAACAGCGUUAAAAAAAUGUCUUCCAUUUUCAUUUUAAUGAUAUAAUCGUGUGAUUAAGUAAAUUUACGAAAUCGUUCAUGAACCAGAUAUUAAAGAGUCAAACAAAACCAAAACCGGAGAUGGAGAAGCAAAAAAAAAAGAGAGAAGAAUACACUACUUACUACCAAAAAAUAUAAAAG
Molecule: messenger RNA, 1653 nt
Organism: Anopheles moucheti
Lineage: Eukaryota; Metazoa; Arthropoda; Insecta; Diptera; Culicidae
Exons: 5
Coding region: 50-880 (276 amino acids)
Cellular component (GO): membrane
Source: RefSeq, a predicted model, not a curated record